Molecule: messenger RNA, 4110 nt
Organism: Nakaseomyces glabratus
Lineage: Eukaryota; Fungi; Ascomycota; Saccharomycetes; Saccharomycetales; Saccharomycetaceae
Gene: ROM2
Product: Rho family guanine nucleotide exchange factor ROM2
Biological process (GO): intracellular signal transduction
Molecular function (GO): guanyl-nucleotide exchange factor activity
Source: RefSeq, a predicted model, not a curated record
AUGGUGGAUAAUGUGCAGAGAAAUGCUAUUUUUGCUGAUGUUUUCGGGAUAGAAAGGCAAGGGCUUGGCAUGGGUAUGGGAGACCCGAUGUCUGUUCCUGAUCGCGUGGAGGAUAUACAGGGGCUUGAUUCUGUACUCAGAGAGUCUCUGGCGCCUCUUGGGAGUGCACCCAUUGUGAAUAAGCGUGCUGGUGCCACAUACAUGAUCAUGUCUCAGGAGGCACGGAUAAAAGACGUGCCGGACACACAGAGCUUGUCUAGCGCGGACAACACGCCGAUCAGCAGCCCUCAGAGACCGCUCAUUCAUAGCGCAACAUCUCCCAUUCCGAUGGCGUACAAGUCGCACCAUGUGCCGACACAUAUGGGACCGGUUCCCUCCCUGAAUAAUGCGAACAUGUCCACAGGUAUGGGGACUCACCAUACGUCGGGAACUGCUGUAUCUACAGCUGGAGAGGAGGCAGCCAUUGGUCAAAAGGCUGGGUUUGGGAUAACACCAGCUAUGCAUCAUGCUAAGUCGUCUCCACAUUUAAAUCACCAGAAACACCAGUUUGGAAGUAAACACCAGGAGAAGCUGCGGGCGGCAAAUAGUAACAAUAGCACAGGGAAUAGUGCAGUACAGAAUAGAGAAAGAGAAGCAAGGAAGAAACCUUCUUUGCCGCAAUUGGCCCUAGCAGGGUUGAAAAAACAGGCUAGUUUCUCUAACAUAUCGAACAAGAAUGGCUCUACCACGACGCCAACGAGUGCCCAGAAAUCGCCUUUGCAAGCAUUCCAUUUGUUCACUAGAUCUACCUCUAGAGAUUUGAGCAACGACAAUAGCCAUGGCGUAUCAAACUCGGCCAUGGAAAACAGCAGAAACAAUAGCAACUCUAAUGUUCAUAACGAGAAUGGUGCUUCCAGAUCUCUGUCAAUAAACUCAUCGACGUUUAAGAAUAUUGCAAAUUCAUUUCAAAAUAGAAAAACAAGUGCUGGGUCAAAUCCUGGAGGCACAUAUCAUUCCGGUGCCAAUAUUGCUCAGCGUAAUGAUUCUAUGCAUUCAAAUUACUCCAUGCAAAACAGUCUGGAUUCACAUAGUACCAUUGGUUUAGGAUUGAAAACUAGAGUUUCUUCCAGCUCCUUAUCCUCGAAGAGAUAUCAUUCUGCGUCCUCUACUUCUUUACAUUCUCAUUAUCAUCAUGGUGCACAUUAUAACAAUGGCAGUGCUACCACAUUAACUAACAGUGGAUCGAUGAGUGGCAGAAGAAAUAGCAGCAUCGCUUCACCUCAAUCAAGGCCAAUAUUAAGCGCAUCGACAAAGAGACCACAAGUUUAUCCAGCAUUGCUAUCACGUGUUGCUGCUAAAUUCAGGCAGACAAUCCAACUUGGUGAAUACAAGAAAGAUGGUCUUUUGUAUAGAGAUGCAUUUACUGGUCAACAGGCUGUUGAUGUCAUUUGUGCAUUAGUGAGAACAUCGGAUCGUAAUUUGGCGUUACUCUUGGGUAGAUCCUUAGAUGCCCAAAAGCUAUUCCACGAUGUCGUUUAUGAACAUAGACUGAGAGACUCACCUUAUGAAGUCUAUGAAUUUACAGAUAAUUCGAGAUACUUAGGCAAACCCGCUCCUACAACUUCAAGUUCAACAACUAAUAAUAGCAUGGUAGGGAUAUCUCAUUCGACCACUAGAACAACACUACCUUAUUCAAUCUCUGAAGUUGCUUCAUCUAAGUCAACUACGUCACUGAAUAGUAGUUAUAUGGAGCACUCCACGAUACAGGCCUCAUCGAGACCUCACGCUGUUCCGUCUGCUACUAAUAGCAUUAAUGGUGUGUUCACUUUAUUAGCAGAGUGUUAUUCUCCAACAUGUACAAGAAACGCCCUUUGUUAUUCCAUAUCUUGUCCUAGAAGACUAGAACAACAAGCUCGUCUAAAUAUAAAGCCUAACGGGGGUUUGAAAAGGAAUAUUUCAAUGGCACUGGAUGACGAUGAAGAAGAAAAACCAUCAUGGACUAGUUCAGUAUCGAAGGAGUUAUGGGAAAACCUGCCAAAGAAGGAGAUCAAAAGACAAGAAGCAAUUUAUGAAGUUUAUAUCUCUGAAAAGAAAUUUGUGAAGUCAUUAGAAGUGACAAGAGACACUUUCAUGAAAACUUUAUCUGAAACAAAUAUUAUUCCAGCAGAUAUAAGAAAAAACUUUGUUAAACAUGUCUUUGCCCAUAUUAAUGAUAUAUAUUCCGUUAACAGAAGGUUUUUGGAAGCCUUACAGGAUAGACAAAAAAGUUCUCCGGUAGUUAAAGGCAUUGGUGACAUACUUUUAAGAUUCAUACCAUUUUUUGAGCCCUUCGUUCAGUAUGUUGCGUCAAGACCUUACGCGAAGUAUUUGAUAGAAACGCAAAGAUCCGUUAAUCCGUAUUUUGCCAGAUUUGAUGAUGAUAUGAUGAACUCGUCAUUGAGACAUGGUAUAGAUUCGUUCCUUUCUCAAGGUGUUUCGAGACCUGGUCGUUAUAUGCUUCUAGUGCGUGAGAUACUAAAAUCAACAGAAUCUGAGAAUAACAAGGAUGACUAUGAAAAUUUAUCUAGAGCAAUGGAUGCAUUGAAGAACUUUAUGAAAAGAAUUGAUAAGGCAAGUGGUGCAGCUCAAGAUAGACAUGAUGUGAAGCUUUUGAAACAAAAGAUAUUAUUCAAAAAUGAGUAUGUUAACUUAGGAUUGAAUAGUGAAAAACGUAAGAUAAAACACGAAGGUGCUUUAUCUAGAAAAGAACUAAGUAAGUCUGAUGGUACUGCUGGUGAUACUCAAUUUUAUUUAUUAGAUAACAUGCUAUUAUUUUUGAAGGCUAAGGCGGUCAAUAAAUGGCAUCAGCAUAAAGUAUUCCAGCGUCCUAUCCCAUUACCACUUCUGUUUGUAUGUCCCUCUGAAGAUAUGCCAUCUUUGCGUCGUUACAUUGGUGAUAAUCCAGGUUGUUCCGGUACUGUAAUUCAACCAGAGAAUAACGUCAGCAACCCUAAGAAUGCGUUGACGUUCCUAUAUUAUGGUGCAAAGCAGAGAUAUCAGGUAACUUUGUAUGCAGCACAAUAUGCAGGACUACAGACUUUAUUAGAUAAGAUUAAAACUGAGCAACAAAGAAUCAUUGAUGAGACUGAUAUGAUUAACAUCACUAAAAUCAGUGAUAGGUUCUUUGAUUACAUGAACAAAAUUAAUAGUGUAUCGACGUGCGAUGGUGGUCGUAAGUUAUUGAUUGCAACUAACUUAGGUCUCUACAUGAGUAAUAUAAAAAGACAGCAAGAUAAGGACACGCAAAAGACUUUUACUUAUUUCUCCACUCCUGUACAAUUGGUGCAAAGAAGUAAUAUCACCCAAGUUGCUGUUUUGGAAGAGUUCAAGUCUAUUCUGUUGUUGAUCGAUAAAAAGUUGUACAGUUGCCCAUUAUCGCUGAUUGAAAAUGAGGUUAAUGGUACUACGUACUUUAAAAAACAUAGCAAAGAGCUGAUAAAUCAUGUCAAUUUCUUCUCAGAAGGUGACUGUAAUGGUAAGAGAUUAAUUGUUACAGCACAUAGUUCAUCACAUUCUAUUAAAUUUUUUGAGCAUGAGCAUCCACUACUAAGUGAGGAUGGUGGUCAUAGCAAGAAGAGUCUGAAAAAGAAGAUUACUGAGGUAACAUUUGAUUCAGAACCUGUGUCUAUAUCUUUUUUGAAAGCCAAUCUAUGUAUUGGUUGUAAGAAAGGGUUCCAAAUUGUAUCUAUCUCACAGAAUGCGCAUGAAUCGUUGUUGGAUCCAGCAGACACAUCUCUUGAGUUUGCUUUGAAGGAUACUUUGAAGCCAAUGGCCAUCUACAGAGUAGGUACGAUGUUCCUGUUAUGUUACACAGAGUUUGCAUUUUUCGUUAAUACACAAGGCUGGAGGAAGAAAGAGUCGCAUAUUAUACAUUGGGAAGGUGAUCCACAAAAGUUUGCUAUUUGGUACCCUUACAUUUUGGCAUUUGACAGCAAUUUCAUAGAAAUCAGGAAAAUUGAAACUGGUGAACUUGUGCGUUGUAUACUGGGAGAAAAAAUUAGAUUGUUACAGACAAACACUCAAGAAAUUCUGUAUGCAUACGAAGAUUCACGCGGUUACGAUACCGUUGCAUCCCUAGACUUCUGGGGCUAG